UGACGAAGAAGAUGAUUGUUCCUAUUUAUGUAAUUUAUGUUCUUGCAGCCUCCCUGGGUUUUUAUAAAGAUUAUAAAGUCCCAAAAAAAGUAAAAUGGUAUAUGAUCGGCUCUACAAUGGGGGUCAUUUGUUGUGGAGAUCUGAUAGUUUGGAUUUAUGAUCCCAGAAAGAUUUGAUUUGAGUUUAACAAGUUGUCCCAAGUGAACAUCUUAAUGUUAAGAACAGUCAACUAAGGUUGUAUUUUUUCUUGCCAUAACCAGACACAUUUUCUGCCAUUUUACCAAUAAACUUAUUUCAGUAGUGUUUGCAUCAGCUCCAGGCCGACAUUACUAUCACUCUACGGCACAAUUCAGAUGAGAUUUUGCAGUAUGUUCACAUUUAACCACACGUCACUCCCCCCACGUUCUUUACUGAAAGGAGUUUUCACAUCUGAUGCUGGUGUAAACAUAAUGAUAAACAGUAUCAAAACCAAUACUGUAAGUAAUGUGAUUUGGAAAAAAAACUGAAUAAAUAAUUUGCUCUAAUACUGUAUAUCAAAAGGUUUUUGUUGCUGUUGCAUUGUGAGGAUCCUUGCUUUCACCAACCAUGGACAAACCCGGCAGUCCAUAUUUAUCCCAUUUCCUUCCUGUCUUUAACUGUGUCAUUGUUCUGUUGGGCGUAGCCCCCAACUCUCUAUGUACUCUAUGUACACUUUAUUCAGCCAACAUUGUAAGACGACCCGCACAGACAACAUCAUGGCCUGCUUGCAAAUGACUACAAUUGUGCCAGAGAAGGUAACGGCAAUGGCUAUUUUGAUGUCAGUGUUUUUUUGCUCUUCUAUGAAGACAGGAUUUGGCGUAAAGCUGACGGGGGCUUGCAGGCCUGUUUGUACUGGCAGCGACUGCAUAACGGUAAACCAGGACAGGGUGGAUUUUCCAUCAGCCGAGGAAGCAUGCCGUCACAGCAACGGAGAACUAGUGACUUAUCAGUCCCAGACAGAUAAGAGCACACUUGACAUUUUGAGUCAACAAUUGCACGGGAGCUUCUGGAUCGGACUGCAUUUGCCGGGCGUCUCCUGCAGCAACCUCUCGGCCCCACUGAGAGGCUACGAGUGGACGUCUGGUAGUGUGCACAGAAGCUUCGGCACACACUUCAGCCCCUGGAAAGAAAGCGUCAAAGUCUGCUCCCCGCGCUGUGUGUCGCUUUCCAACGGCCAUAAGUGGACAGAGAGGAUGUGCUCGGACAGAAUAGACGGCUUUCUGUGCAAGACGAAGCACAAAGAUGCAUGCCAGGCGCAGGAGUUAUCCGAUCCAAGUGGUAUCCGGAGCUCUGAAGACUGCUCAGUUGGUCCGUGUGAGCACACGUGCACGGAUGUAAAGGGAGGUUAUGAAUGCUCUUGUUUCAAAGGAUAUGCACCAAACAUAAAUCACCCCGAGCAGUGCAUACUGCACUGUGCACAACAGAAAUGCCCAGCAGUAUGUGAAAACGACCAAUGCUUCUGUCCCGAGGGCUUCAUACGGAGUGGACAAUACUGCGAGGACAUUGAUGAAUGUUUGAACGGCUGCGAUCACAACUGCAAAAACACAUUUGGAAGUUUUGUGUGCUCCUGCCGAAAUGGAUUUGUCCUGAAAGAUCAAGUCAGAUGCAUGGAAGCAGAGGGCAGUGAGAAUGAGGUCGCCACAACUCCCACCGUCAUCGCUUUUGUUAAACCAGCCACCAGUAAUCACACAGUGAAGGGCUCCUCGGUGCCUCCUGGCAGCGUUUUCUGGAUGUGGAUUUUGGUCGUGGUGGCCGUGGCGGUGUCUAUAUUUGUGAUACGGUUUUAUGUUGUGAAACGUCAGAAGCGCAGAGAGCAAAACUCCAGUCAGCAAUCUACUGUUCCUGUGGACAACAGUGAGUGUUAAAUCGAGUCCAGAGCAACUAUGUGCACCAAACUCCACUACUGAAUCUGGGUAAUGCAUGAAAGUACUUUAAUGAUACUAAUAAGCAUAAAUACAUGAAAUGAAGGGAGCUUUUUAUGGCAGUUUAUUCAGAAGUGGAUGGACUAGGCAACAGUUUUUUAAUCUGCAUAAUUAAAUGCAGAAAUAAAACUACUUAAUUCAAAAUGUAUAGAAUUUUACAUUUGAUUUUGUUUAAGGAACGUAUUUAUUCAUAAAUACAAGUAGCUAAACCAUUGCAGCGUUAACAUAAAGGAUCUUCAUUUUGUGGUUUUCCGAGGUGAAGCUGCUUUCAAGGUCUAUCGUCGUAAUUCUUCUCAUUUUAUGAGUUGAUCAUGACAUGUUAAAAAGGUCUUUUAAAAUGUAAAUCAUUUAAACGCACCUUCAGAUUUGAAACUGUUGUCCUGCGUUCUCCUCAAAUGUUUACAUACGCAUUCAACUGUUUGUAAAACGUGAGGGUUGAGUGUCUGGGAAAUGAUAUUUGUAUAUGAGACACUAGAUGGUGACUUUUUGGUUUCAUUUUGUGUUACUUACUUACUUAGUACAAUGACAAGGACACUGAAUUCAUUCAUAAAAAAAAGUCACAGACCUCACCACUCGUGCUCAGGGUGACACCUACUGUUCUUUUGAAGAAAUGCUUAUAAACAUGUUACAUAAGAACAUA
Gasterosteus aculeatus aculeatus (three-spined stickleback) is the source of this 2580-nucleotide messenger RNA. RefSeq names its product CD93 molecule (gene cd93). Gene Ontology annotation, molecular function: calcium ion binding. The record is from RefSeq and is a predicted model, not a curated record. Lineage: Eukaryota; Metazoa; Chordata; Actinopteri; Perciformes; Gasterosteidae.